Molecule: messenger RNA, 772 nt
Organism: Homarus americanus (American lobster)
Lineage: Eukaryota; Metazoa; Arthropoda; Malacostraca; Decapoda; Nephropidae
Product: dynein axonemal heavy chain 3-like
Exons: 4
Coding region: 239-757 (172 amino acids)
Biological process (GO): microtubule-based movement
Cellular component (GO): dynein complex
Molecular function (GO): minus-end-directed microtubule motor activity; dynein light intermediate chain binding; dynein intermediate chain binding
Source: RefSeq, a predicted model, not a curated record
UGUUUGUGUACGAAAAAUGCCGCCAGCCUCUACAGCGCCGUUUAUAUCCUCCAAAUUCGCCUAACAAUCAUAAAAGUUGGUGGCGGCAGACGAGGCGGUGGCCAAUAAGAAGUUUGCCGAUGCACAGGCCAUAAAAGACGACUGUGAAAAGGAGCUCGCCAAGGCAGUACCAGCUCUCAAUGCUGCCACAGACGCCCUCAACACCCUCAAACAAGAUGACAUACGCGUCGUCAAGGCCAUGAAGAACCCGCCCUCAGGAGUCAAGCUGGUAAUGGAAGCUGUGUGUGUAAUGCUGGACCUCAAGCCAGAGAGGAAGCCAGACCCUAAUGGCUCAGGAAAAAUGAUUGAGGACUAUUGGGCACCAUCUCAGAAGCUGUUGGGGGAUAUGAAGUUCCUCCAGAACCUGCUGCACUAUGACAAAGAAAACAUUCCCACAAAGAUUAUCACUCACGUCCGCAACGAGUUCUACUCUCACCCGGCUUUUGACCCAAAGAAGAUACGUAUGGUAUCAAUGGCUUGUGAGGGCCUCUGCCGAUGGGUGAGGGCCAUGGUUGUCUAUGAUCAAGUCAUAAAGAUUGUCGCCCCCAAGAAACAAGCUUUGGAGGCUGCCAACCAUGAAGUGGCCCUCCAGAAUGAAAAGCUAGAGGAAAAGAGGAAGGAACUCAGAGAGGUAAUGUGUGAACCGAGAAAGAUAAUGUGUGAAAUAAAAGACAUUGCAUGUAGAACCAUUUCAACAUAUAGAAUUACUGUAUGGUAGACUUAGUCAUCAUUA